AUGGAGGCCGCAGAAAUGAGAAUGUUCGAUGGCUGUGGUAGGACUCUGUGGGACAUGACACCUAACUCUGUUAUUAGGAUGUACUUGAGGGUGGUGCCUUUGGAACGAAAGCGAGCACUCGGAUUGCCACUAGAAAACCAAGCUGUGAAACUAACUCGACCUAUUGCACAAGAAGAAGAAAAGGAUGGCAAUGACAGAGUUAAAAGGGCAUUCCAAACGCUGUUGAUUUAUGUCAGAAACGUCGUAAAGAGUCCUGAUGAGGAAAAGUUCAGGAAGAUCCGACUUGGUAACCCGAAGUUCCAGGAAAGGGUUGGGAUCUUGAAGGAGGGAUUGAGUUUCUCGAGCUUUGCGGAUUCGAGAGAAGUGAAGGGAACAAGUUCCUGGUUUUUCUCUGAUAAAGUUGAUAUACGGCUGCUUAACUAUGCUGGUUCUUUGUUAAAUUCUGCAAUGACAAAUCCCUUCUUCGGUCUUCUUGAAAAGGUGAAAGAAGAUUAG
This is a messenger RNA of Hibiscus syriacus, 495 nucleotides long. RefSeq lists its product as uncharacterized. NCBI's taxonomy places the organism in Eukaryota, Viridiplantae, Streptophyta, Magnoliopsida, Malvales, Malvaceae. Bases 1 to 495 code for a protein of 164 amino acids. The transcript is spliced from 4 exons. The record is from RefSeq and is a predicted model, not a curated record.